AUGUUUUUCAAGAACGAACUUCUUGCCCUCGCCUUAUCGGUUGCUACCGCUGAGGCUGCCUACAAGGGUUUCAGUUAUGGCGCUUCCAAUACCGAUGGCACUGCCCGCACUGAGGCCCAAUUCAAGGCCCAAUUCCAGAACGCCAAGAACCUGGUUGGCACCUCUGGCUUCACCAGUGCUCGCUUGUACACUAUGAUUCAAGAAUAUACUACCGACACCAUCAUUGAGGCCAUCCAGGCCGCCAUCGAUGAGGAGACCUCCCUCCUACUUGGUCUCUGGGUCUCCGGUGGAAACGUUGACAACGAAAUCACUGCUCUCAAGUCCGCUAUCUCCACCUACGGCGAGCAGCUCGCCAAGCUGACCGUCGGUAUCUCCGUCGGCAGUGAGGAUAUGUACCGUAACAGUGUUGCUGGUGCUGGAAGCAAUGCUGGCCCUGGUGUUAGCGCUGAUGAUCUCGUGACCUACAUCAAGCAGGUCCGUGAGGCUAUCAGUGGCACUUCUCUAAGCAGUGCCCCCAUUGGUCACGUCGACACCUGGGACGCCUGGACCAACACCACCAACUUGGCUGUUAUUGACGAGCUUGACUGGCUCGGUUUCGACGGCUACCCCUUCUGGCAGAGCUCUGAUAGCAAUGACAUCAGCAACGCCAAGGCUCUCUUCGACGAGUCUGUCGAGAAGACCAAGGCUGUCGCUGGCGACAAGGAGGUCUGGAUCACCGAGACUGGCUGGGCCGUCACCGGAGACAAUGAGGGUGAGGCUGUUGCUUCCAUCGCCAACGCCAAGAAGUACUGGGACGCCGUCGGCUGCUCGCUCUUCGGAACCACCAACACCUGGUGGUACAUCAUGCAGGACUACGGUGACUCCCCCAGCUUCGGUAUCGUCGGUGAGACCCUUUCCACCACCCCUCUCUUCGACCUGAGCUGCCCUUCCGACUCUUCCUCCACCUCCUCUUCCUCCAGCGCUGCUACUGCCUCCGGUGUCUCUGCUACUGCCUCCGGUGUCUCUGCUUCUGGUGCCUCCGCUACUAGCUUCGUCUCAUCCGUUGGUCACUCCGCCACCCGCUACCGCAGCGGAACAGCCGCCACCGCUACAUCCACUCCCCUGAUCAAGGCUUCCGGUACCUCCCUCUCCGCCAGCUCAUCUGCUUCCGGCUCCAGCUCAUCUGGUGUUGCUGCUGCCUCCACUACCGCCACCUUCAACGGUGCCGGCCGUACCUCUAGUUCAGUCUUCGGCGCCAUCGUCGCUUUCCUCGCUCUCGCUAUCGCUGUUUAA
Messenger RNA from Penicillium taxi, 1272 nucleotides. RefSeq names its product GPI-anchored beta-1,3-endoglucanase EglC (gene bgt2). The record is from RefSeq and is a predicted model, not a curated record. Gene Ontology annotation, cellular component: fungal-type cell wall; extracellular region; cell surface. Bases 1 to 1272 code for a protein of 423 amino acids. The transcript has a single exon. Gene Ontology annotation, molecular function: glucan endo-1,3-beta-D-glucosidase activity; 1,3-beta-glucanosyltransferase activity. Lineage: Eukaryota; Fungi; Ascomycota; Eurotiomycetes; Eurotiales; Aspergillaceae. Gene Ontology annotation, biological process: cell wall organization; carbohydrate metabolic process.